AUUGAAAUCAUCCUGAGCUCUUGACACAAAGCAUUCUAAAACAUAAGAAUUUUGCGAAAUAGCAAAAUUUUACGUCCGACAAUGUUUGGCCUUUUCAGAUGUGCUCAACCGCUUUUAGGAAAAUUUCAAAACUGCAGAAAUAACAGUCGUGGCCUCAAGGUCACCGUCGUUGGUGCAGUCGGAGGCAUUGGGCAGCCGCUUUCCCUCCUGCUGAAGCUCAAUCCGCACAUCGAAUCGCUGGCACUGCACGACCUACAAAGUACUGAUGGAGUGGUGAUGGAUCUGUCGCACAUCGACACCCCGGCGACGGCCUGCCCCUUCGAGGGUGGAGACGGAAAGAGCCUGAGGAAGGCAAUGCUAAUGGCGGACAUUGUGGUGAUUCCGGCCGGUCUGCCCCGCAAGCCAGGAAUGAACCGGACCGAUUUGAUAAACGUGAAUGCAUCCGUGGCAGCGGAAGUUGCCCUAGCCGCCAGCGAAGUGUGUCCCGGGGCCUUUCUGGCUUUCAUCACAAAUCCAAUCAACAUUAUUGUGCCCCUGGCGGCCACAAUCCUCAAGGCCAAGUGCAACUACGAUCCGAACCGCCUCUUUGGCGUCACCACCCUUGAUGUGGUGCGUGCCAAGACCUUUGUGGGGGACUUCCUCAAUGUAAACCCGUCGAAAGUGGAUCUGCCAGUGAUCGGAGGCCACACUGGUAAAACCAUUCUCCCAAUCCUGUCACAAUGCAAGCCUGCCUACACGGGCACCGAUGAAGAACGCACGGAGUUAAUUAAACAUAUUCAGGAAGCGGGCACCGAUGUCGUCAAUGCCAAAAAGGGCGAUGGUUCGGCUACACUCUCAAUGGCCUACGCCGCCAGCCGGUUCGUCAAUUCCCUAGUCAAGGCCAUCAAGGGUAGUGAUGAACCCAUCGUGGAGUGCGCCUAUGUGGAAUCAGAUGUCACCGAAGCCGAGUUCUUUUCCACACCGCUCGUCCUUGGACCGCAGGGCAUUAAGGAGAACCUCGGACUACCCGAUAUGGAUGAUAACGAGACGCAGGCCUUGGAGGAAAUGCUGCCAGAGCUGAAAAAGAACAUAGAGAAUGGCAUUAAAUUGGGAAAGGACUUUACCGGUCAGGAUUAAUAAAUAAAUAUAAAUAGUUA
This is a messenger RNA of Drosophila serrata, 1136 nucleotides long. RefSeq lists its product as uncharacterized. Gene Ontology annotation, biological process: malate metabolic process; tricarboxylic acid cycle. The record is from RefSeq and is a predicted model, not a curated record. Gene Ontology annotation, molecular function: L-malate dehydrogenase (NAD+) activity. NCBI's taxonomy places the organism in Eukaryota, Metazoa, Arthropoda, Insecta, Diptera, Drosophilidae. Gene Ontology annotation, cellular component: mitochondrion; cytoplasm.